Molecule: messenger RNA, 698 nt
Organism: Periconia digitata
Lineage: Eukaryota; Fungi; Ascomycota; Dothideomycetes; Pleosporales; Periconiaceae
Source: the annotation of a GenBank genome assembly
UUCCAGCGACACCGACUUGCUGAGGUUGAACUGAACAACAGCAACCCACAACCCUUAGCCAUGCCUUCGCAUUAUUCACAUCACCGUCGGUUUGAUUCCGAACGAGAUGCUUGGCAGCCCUCUACACACUUCACGCUCGUUUACCAACACAGACAAGUGUCGCACUCGCCUGAUCGCACUGCAUCCAUGAUUCAAUCCUACGACUAUCAUCAUUCCCCAACAGCAUAUAAGCCACCCAGAUCCCCAACAGCGAGCGGAAUUGUUUCAUACUCCAGCGAAUCGACGCGAGCGGCAUUCUAUGAAGAUUGGGAGAAACCUUUGGAGCGGAGUUCCUAUUCUGGACGAAAAGCAAGUUUCGGCAUCUACCAUGAGCCAGAGCGUAAAUAUCGUGCAGAACGGGAUAAACAUAGGCAAAUGAUGAUUGAUGAUAGUGCGUACAUGCUUCAUGAGAGAUACCCCAAUGAGGCGGUAACCAGGUGGACUGAAACCAAAAGGUUGAUUGUGGACACGGAAGUGAUGGGAAAUACAAGGCGUUACCAGGAUCAGACAUUCCGCCGAUUGUUAUUAGAAGACAGUUGGAAAGGACGGGGCAGGUUCAGAGACAGGUCCAACAUUGCUGUGUGAUCUUGGACCUUCCUAUGUGGCGACUCUAUAUUGGUACAUGGGAAACUGUGUUUCCGAGUAGUACCAUCAAUUAU